GAGUUCGCUCGCAUUUCUUUUCCGCGGUCCCUCCCCUCCCCAAACCCAACCAACCAUGUCGAAGCUCCUCGGCGUCCUUGCCUUCCUAACCCUAACCCUAACCCUCCCAUUUCUAGCCCACUCCUUCUCGCCGGACCACCCCACCGACCGCCGCGUCCUCGUCCUACUCGACGACCUCGCCGUCAAAUCCUCCCACUCCUUGUUCUUCAAAUCCCUCCAGUCUCGAGGCUUCGAGCUCGAUUUCAAGCUCGCCGACGAUCCCAAGAUCUCCUUGCAGCGAUACGGCCUCUACAGCUACGACGCCUUGAUCCUCUUUUCUCCUUCCGUCGAUCGUUUUGGAGGAUCCAUUGACCUGGCUGCUAUACUGGAUUUCGUGGAUAGCGGUCAUGAUUUGAUCAUUGCAGCUGAUACCAAUGCAUCUGAUUUGAUCCGGCAGAUCGCGGUUGAGUGCGGAGUUGAUUUCGAUGAGGAUCCUGGUGCUAUGGUUAUAGAUCACACAAGCUAUGCAGUUUCAGACACUGAAGGAGAUCAUACAGUGAUUGCUAGUGAUGAUUUCAUCAAGUCUGACGUAAUUUUGGGUAGCGAGAAAAUUGAGGCUCCUGUACUUUUCCAAGGGAUUGGCCAUGCAGUAAACUCUGAAAAUAGCCUGGUUUUGAAAGUUCUCUCAGCUUCACCUUCAGCAUAUUCUGCUAACCCCAAAAGCAAGCUGUCAAAUCCUCCAUCGCUCACUGGAUCUGCUAUAUCUUUAGUUUCAGUUGUGCAGGCAAGAAACAAUGCUCGGGUUUUGAUCUCUGGUUCGUUGAGUUUGUUCAGCGACAGGUUUUUCAGAUCCAAGGUGCAGAAGGCUGGGAGCUCAAAGAAACAUAAGAAAUCGUCAAAUGAGCAGUUUCUGACUGAACUUAGCAAAUGGGUCUUCCAUGAAAGAGGUCAUCUCAAGGCUGUUAAUGUAAAACACAACAGAGUUGGGGAAGCAGAUGAACCUGCAAUGUACAGGAUCAACGAUGACCUGCAAUAUUCGGUUGAGAUUUAUGAAUGGCAUGGACAACGAUGGGAACCAUAUGUUGCUGAUGAUGUCCAAGUGCAGUUUUACAUGAUGAGUCCCUAUGUUCUGAAAACCUUGUCGACUGAUCAGAAGGGUCGUUACUUUACAGAUUUUAAGGUUCCAGAUGUUUAUGGGGUUUUCCAAUUCAAGGUUGAGUACCAGAGGCUUGGCUACACAAGUUUGUCUCUCUCAAAGCAGAUCCCUGUUCGACCAUUUAGACACAAUGAAUACGAAAGAUUUAUACCAGCAGCUUAUCCCUAUUAUGGAGCAGCAUUUUCAAUGAUGACAGGUUUCUUCGUCUUCACAGUCGUCCACCUAUACAACAAGUAGAUGUAGAACAAUUGUAGGGGAAGAUGUAAUGCGGUGACUAAGAGCUGAUUAGGAACGGAAAUUUUGAUUACGCAGACUUUAUAAAUGCAUACUAUAUUGUUAAGUAGUUGAAGAAGAAGAUGCCGUCCGGAGGUUGUGCAUGUUAAACAUCAUCCGUACAAUCAAAUCCCCUUGGAUUACACCUUGGUUUGAAUAUUUACCAUUAGAAAGGGGCAGUUAUUAAUGCA
Pyrus x bretschneideri (Chinese white pear) is the source of this 1599-nucleotide messenger RNA. Its product is annotated as dolichyl-diphosphooligosaccharide--protein glycosyltransferase 48 kDa subunit. The transcript is spliced from 13 exons. The record is from RefSeq and is a predicted model, not a curated record. The coding region runs from base 56 to 1372 and encodes 438 amino acids. Gene Ontology annotation, cellular component: oligosaccharyltransferase complex; endoplasmic reticulum membrane. NCBI's taxonomy places the organism in Eukaryota, Viridiplantae, Streptophyta, Magnoliopsida, Rosales, Rosaceae.